AUGUCGCUAAUCGAAGGGUUCGAAAUAGCAAAGGUUCCGAAGGGGUUUCUCAGACAACAAAUUCGACUUGUGUUGGUAGCAUGUAUAUGCACUAUAUGUAUCUCCACAUUAUUUUAUUACUUUACGUAUUCUUCUCAGGUAGUUCAUGAGAUCAAGUCAUUGGUCCUCGCGGAGAGCACCUCGCUACGCACGGGUAAAGGCAUAGCUGAGUUCAACAGAGGACUUCAGCUUAUUGUUUAUCAGAACGGCAAUCAGGUAGUAGUGCUUAUCGCUUUGUUUUAUUUAUUUCUUCAAUUAUUUUGCAUUCCUGGAACUGUGAUACUGAACACAGCACUUGGGGCAAUUAUGGGCACUCUGGUAGGGGUACCUUUCUGCGCUUUUCUUGGGACCCUUGGCGCGUUGUGUUGCUACACGCUUUCCCGCACUAUCGGCAUCUCAUUGGUCGAUUUCUUGGAUUUAAAGCUCAUGAAUGGAAAAGGUCUCCAGAAUAUUCGCACACAAGUUAAUCGUCACCGUAAAGACCUCUUCAUUUAUAUACUCUUCCUGCGCCUCACACCGAUCCUUCCGAACUGGUUAGUAAACCUUUCUUUACCUGUGGUCGGAGUCCCAGUUGGGGUCUUUGUAGCAGCUACUUUUCUAGGUAUUCUUCCACAAACAUAUCUUAGUGUUCGCUUCGGUGCCUUUGUCAAACAGAAUCAAAACUCUGAUCUUAAAGAUGAUAAUAGAAAAAUUAUUACUUUUUGGGAUACGCUGUUCAUCGCGACUAUCGCGGUGAUAUUGUUGCUUGUUGCUAAGCUCAAAAAGCGGUUUUUCUAG
This is a messenger RNA of Phytomonas sp. Hart1, 816 nucleotides long. The record is from the annotation of a GenBank genome assembly. NCBI's taxonomy places the organism in Eukaryota, Euglenozoa, Kinetoplastea, Trypanosomatida, Trypanosomatidae.